AUGGAAACAUAUAGCAAGUACUUGAAAUAUACAACUUCAGGAGGGUUGAGAAACAAGGAACUGUACAAAAUUUCAAAUGGCCUUUAUGUUUCACAGCUACCAGAAUUAUCAGUAGCAGAUUACAUAAUAUGCAAAGAGCGGAACCGUAACAAAUUACAUAAUGUGAAUGGAGGCGUAUCUGUAUGCAGUAAGUGUUGGGGCCUUGUCAGUGUCGUAAAGGAAAUUCAAGAAAAAGGAAUGGUCAAAGUUAGUGAGACAUUGAAGAAGUAUUUCAGUGGAAAUACUUACUCUAGUGAAGAGGCAGUUCGAAAGUUUAUGAGCCUUCCAGUCGUUAUUUUUGAGUUAGGUGACGCCAGUAAAAGAACACAGACACUGUACAUGAUAGAACGACAUGCUGGAGUUGAUUACAUUAAAUACGUUGAGUUACUCAGGUCUGCUAGUGGUGGUAUAGACACUAGCUGUUCUUCAAAUAGCAUUAACAAGGAGAAACUUAAGGCCUUGUGUGAAUUGGCAUCUUCCGAAAAAGAUAGAAAACUUAUAAAAUACGCUAUGUGUGGAGAUUUCUCUAACAAAACAGCCAAGAAGUAUGGACUUUCUGACUGGAACAGACAAAAGGAUGAAAUAGAAAGUUCUGUAGAAAGGAGUAAAGAAAUAAGGGAAGCAGUAAUUGAGCUAGCUUGCUUAGAAGAAAAGACUGUUCUCAGAAGUUAUGGCAUUGAAAUUGAAAGUGACAAUGAGAGCAUUAUCUCCAGAGAAUCUGGAGAAUCCUGUGAUUGGAACAGUGAGAAAGAAAGCGAUUCAGAGGGAGAAUCAGAGGGUGGUCAAACUAACAGUGAAAGAGAAAUGGCAGACUGCCGAUUAGACAAACAUUCUGAAGAGUACAACUUUGAUCCUGACAGACUACAAAAGGAAAGUACACCACUUAUUUCUGAUGUGCCAUCAUUUGAUAAUUUAGUGUUCAUUUUGCGACAAAAUAAUCUGAAUUGGUUUUCGUUUGUUGAAGAAAUAAAGUCAACUAUUCGCAGCCUCUCUCCUGAGGCAAUGAGCCAGCUUUUGAUUGACUUUGCCCACUACUUGCCUGUAAGUGACUUGAGCAACGAUGAAGAGAGAGAAGUGGAAGAUUCACGACAGUCAUUUCUGCUAUACUGCAGAGGGAAAAUGUGUGCUCUGAUUCAGAAUCAGACAAUCCAGAUGAGUGGAUAGAUGUUGAUUUAAGAACUGAGGCUGGGAAAAAGUUGAUCCAGAAAGAAAGAAGAAGGAUCAGGCAAAAAGCAAAUCAGCAAGCUGCGAAGCGUGUUGCAGAGGAAUGCCUUCUGAGACGAAAAAUUCCUAAGCGUGUAGGACGUGUUCUUAGAGACUACCCUGACAUUGGAAAAGAAAUUGAAAAUUUUGUUCAAUCUAAAAGAGUAGGUGCUGACGCUUGGCGACGAACAGGGAUUUUGACAUUUGAUGGAAACGUGAAACAGGGCCAGAAGGUAACAUACAAAAGAAUAAAACAGCAUCUAGAAGAGAAAUACAACACUUUAGUUAUGGUACGAUUGUGCAGCUAUCUGUUGUGA
Molecule: messenger RNA, 1559 nt
Organism: Porites evermanni
Lineage: Eukaryota; Metazoa; Cnidaria; Anthozoa; Scleractinia; Poritidae
Source: the annotation of a GenBank genome assembly